Messenger RNA from Drosophila mauritiana, 1144 nucleotides. RefSeq names its product polyprenol reductase. Gene Ontology annotation, biological process: polyprenol catabolic process; dolichol-linked oligosaccharide biosynthetic process. The transcript has a single exon. Gene Ontology annotation, cellular component: endoplasmic reticulum. NCBI's taxonomy places the organism in Eukaryota, Metazoa, Arthropoda, Insecta, Diptera, Drosophilidae. Gene Ontology annotation, molecular function: 3-oxo-5-alpha-steroid 4-dehydrogenase activity. The record is from RefSeq and is a predicted model, not a curated record. The coding region runs from base 80 to 1060 and encodes 326 amino acids.
UGAAUGUUCCGCAAGUUUUCGUUUUUCGGAGAAAGUUUUUACAGUUUUUGCGGGCUGCAUCGUGCCGAAUCAUUUCGCAAUGGCGGCACCCGAAAAUGGGAUCCUUGAGGUCCUCGAAAACCUACUCGACCGGUACAAAAUCAACCUGCUGCAAAUGAUGUUCGGUACCUUUAUCGCCACGAUCGUGUUCUUUGGCGGACUGAUGACUUUCGUGGAGAAGUACCUGCCCAAUAGCAUACGCCAGUCCUUUCGGUAUGGCAAGCACAGUUUCAAAGGUGAAACGGAUCCCUUGGUGGCCUGGCUGGAGGUUCCAAAGUCCUGGUUCAAGCACUUCUACGUCUUUGCCCUAUUCUGGAGCUGGCUUGCAUUUUAUGUGCUCGUUUCAACCGUUCGGGAGCAAAAGGAGGCGCCGGAAUAUGUACUCCGAUUCCUGGACAUCAUGGGCGGCGGACGGAGUCACCGGAAAGUGGAGAUCGACUCGACGACUGCCUGUGUGGGCGCACUCAUGCUCACGUUGCAGUGCACCCGGCGUUUUUACGAGACCAACUUCGUGCAGAUCUUCUCCAAGAAGAGCAAAAUCAAUCUGUCGCACUAUGUCGUGGGCUAUGUGCACUACUUUGGAGCCAUUAUAGCUUUACUAUCCAAUACCUCCGGCUUUGUGCGCGGCUCCAAGCCCAUGGAGUUCAGCCUCGACAAGCUGACAGGCCAGCAAAUACUCUACCUCGGCGUCUUCUUUCUCGCCUGGCAGCAGCAGUACGCCAGUAACAUGAUAUUGGUUAACCUGAGGAAGGAUCCGCGGACGGGAAAUGUCAAAACGGAAAAGCACCUUCUGCCCAAGGGUGGGCUUUUCAAUCUGCUUUCGUCGCCGCACAUGUUCCUCGAGGUGGUCAUGUACUUCUGCAUCGCCGAUCUCUACAUGCCAGUUAAAAUUUGGCGACUGAUCUUCCUCUGGGUGGCCAGCAAUCAAACGAUCAAUGCACUGCUAACCCACAAGUGGUACCGGGAAACAUUCAAAGAAUAUCCAAAGAACCGACGUGCUAUCAUUCCGUUCCUGCUCUGAGUCCGAAGACUGGAAACAUUUCGCAUUUUUGUACAAAUAAUUUAGUAGUGGAAUUUAUUAAAGUCGUUUUACACGCACGAAAAA